AAAAGAUAAGAAUCAAGUCGUGUCAAAUUAUUAUUCACGAGUGGAAAAUUGCACAUAUUGUAAUGAUUCUCUUGGUGAUAUAUUUUCUUUGUUUCAGGGUUAACAUUGUGCAUACAGAAGACAAGAGGCUAUUGCUUAAUGACCCAGAUGUACUUGUAAAUCGAUUGAACCGACUGGAAAGUGUCCUGGCGGUACUCAAUAGUACGGUUGUCCAACUGAAAACAGAAAACCAACAACAAGCGUUAACUAACCAACAACAGGAACACACUAUUCAACAACUACAAAGUUCAUUGAACAAUGUUCAAAAUUCUGGAGCAACUUACAUUAUAUGGGGAAGAAAACAGUGCCCAAAUAAUAAUACAGAGCUUGUGUACUCAGGGUAUGCAGGUGGGGGUCAGCACAUCGAAACAGGAGCGACUGUCGAAUACGUUUGUCUACCACCAGACCCAAACUAUGUUAAAACUAGUGGUGGGGAUCAUGGCCGAAUGUACGGCGCAGAAUUUUACACCAAUUUUUAUGCUUCUGAUGCUGUAGGUGAAGACGUCCCUUGUGCUCUCUGUCGCACAAAUCAUGCUAACACAGCUAUAAUGAUUCCAGGAAAGAACACGUGUUACAGUGGCUGGAAGGUAGAAUAUCAUGGAUAUUUGUCAUCAGGACAUUAUGGUAAUGAAGCUGCUACAACUUAUGUUUGCGUUGAUAUAAAGCCAGAGUAUGUUAUAGGAGGCGUAAAUCAAAAUCUUGAAGUACUGACAAUCUUAGUCAAUUACAGAGCGCAUCUGUCACAUGCCGCAUUAGAACUCGCUUAG
This is a messenger RNA of Mytilus trossulus (common blue mussel), 806 nucleotides long. RefSeq lists its product as uncharacterized. Bases 63 to 806 code for a protein of 247 amino acids. Lineage: Eukaryota; Metazoa; Mollusca; Bivalvia; Mytilida; Mytilidae. The record is from RefSeq and is a predicted model, not a curated record. The transcript is spliced from 4 exons.